This is a messenger RNA of Oryza sativa Japonica Group (Japanese rice), 3986 nucleotides long. Its product is annotated as tyrosine-sulfated glycopeptide receptor 1. NCBI's taxonomy places the organism in Eukaryota, Viridiplantae, Streptophyta, Magnoliopsida, Poales, Poaceae. The record is from RefSeq and is a predicted model, not a curated record. Gene Ontology annotation, molecular function: protein binding; ATP binding; protein kinase activity. Gene Ontology annotation, biological process: protein phosphorylation.
GAUGUCCUGAAGGUGCUGAAGCAUUGCCUAGCUUUUUUAAUCUAUGGAUGUGUUGUGUAGAACUCAAACAAAUGAUGGAUGUGUGUAUUGCCACCAUAUCGCAUUGGUAUGAAUCUGGACAUAUCUAUGUCCAAAUUCGUUAUAUUAAAGAAAUGUAACACAACUACGAAAAUAUAAAGUCUUACGAUCUUCAGGAAGGAAACACCCCCAGGUGCUCACAUCCAGCCAAAACGAAAAACGUAUCGUUAUAUAUAUAUACAACAGUGAACUCUCCAAUCAGAUCAACCGCGUUGGACUUGGACAGCGAUGCUCGACGUAGUGAACUAGUGAUCAUGCCACGUAGAGAGCUAGAGAUGAGUUGCCACGUCGUCGUUUCGGGAGUUCUUGUGCUGGUUUUGGCCGCCACCAUCUGCGGUUGUGCAGCUGCGUGCGUGGAGGUCGAGAGGAAGGCGUUGCUGUCCUUCCUCGCCGACGCCGCGUCGCGGGCAGGAGAUGGCAUCGUCGGCGAGUGGCAACGGUCGCCGGACUGCUGCACUUGGGACGGCGUGGGGUGCGGCGGCGACGGCGAGGUCACGCGCCUGUCGCUGCCGGGACGUGGGCUCGGCGGGACGAUCUCGCCGUCGAUUGGCAACCUCACCGGGCUCACGCACCUCAACCUGUCCGGCAACAGCCUCGCCGGCCAGUUCCCAGAGGUGCUCUUCUCCCUGCCCAAUGUCACCGUCGUCGACGUCAGCUACAACUGCCUCUCCGGCGAGCUACCUAGCGUGGCGACGGGCGCCGCUGCCCGCGGCGGCCUCUCGCUGGAGGUGCUCGACGUGUCGAGCAACCUCUUGGCGGGGCAGUUCCCGUCCGCGAUCUGGGAGCACACGCCGCGCCUCGUGUCGCUGAAUGCCAGCAACAACAGCUUCCAUGGCACGAUCCCGUCCUUGUGCGUGAGCUGCCCGGCUCUCGCCGUUCUUGACCUCUCCGUCAACGUGCUCAGCGGGGUCAUCUCCCCCGGGUUCGGCAACUGCUCGCAGCUGCGAGUUUUCAGCGCCGGCCGCAACAACCUCACCGGCGAACUUCCCGGCGACCUCUUCGACGUGAAGGCGCUCCAGCACCUGGAGCUCCCGUUGAACCAGAUAGAAGGCCAGCUUGAUCACGAGAGCAUCGCCAAGCUGACCAACCUGGUCACACUCGAUCUGGGCUAUAAUUUGCUCACCGGCGGAUUGCCGGAGUCGAUCAGCAAGAUGCCGAAGCUGGAGGAGCUCCGGCUCGCCAAUAACAACCUCACCGGAACGCUCCCGUCAGCGUUGAGCAACUGGACCAGCCUCCGGUUCAUCGACCUCCGGUCGAACAGCUUCGUCGGGGACCUCACGGUCGUUGACUUCUCCGGCCUCGCCAACCUCACCGUCUUCGACGUGGCGUCCAACAACUUCACCGGCACAAUCCCGCCAAGCAUCUACACCUGCACGGCGAUGAAGGCGCUGCGCGUCAGCCGCAACGUCAUGGGCGGGCAGGUCUCGCCGGAGAUCGGCAACCUGAAAGAGCUCGAAUUGUUCUCGUUGACAUUUAACUCCUUCGUCAACAUCAGCGGCAUGUUCUGGAACCUGAAGAGCUGCACGAACCUCACCGCGCUGCUCCUCUCGUACAACUUCUACGGAGAGGCGCUGCCAGACGCCGGCUGGGUCGGCGACCACAUCAGAAAAGUUCGGGUAAUUGUGUUGGAGAAGAGCGCUCUGACGGGCGCGAUCCCGUCAUGGCUGUCGAAGCUGCAGGACCUCAACAUCUUGAAUCUCUCCGGCAACCGCCUCACCGGCCCGAUCCCGAGCUGGCUCGGCGCCAUGCCGAAGCUGUACUACGUCGACCUCUCCGGGAACCUCCUGUCCGGGGUGAUACCGCCGUCGCUGAUGGAGAUGCGGCUACUGACAUCGGAGCAGGCCAUGGCAGAGUACAAUCCAGGCCAUCUCAUACUCACAUUCGCUCUUAAUCCGGACAACGGAGAGGCGAACCGGCAUGGCCGCGGGUACUACCAGCUGUCGGGCGUCGCCGUGACGCUCAACUUCAGCGAGAACGCCAUCACCGGCACGAUCUCCCCGGAGGUCGGCAAGCUGAAGACGCUGCAAAUGCUAGACGUCAGUUACAACAACCUCUCCGGCGACAUCCCGACCGAGCUGACCAGCCUUGCCAGGUUGCAGGUCCUCGACUUGAGCUGGAACCUCCUGACAGGGACGAUCCCUUCUGCGCUCAACAAGCUAAACUUCCUCGCCGUCUUCAACGUCGCACACAACGACCUCGAGGGGCCGAUCCCCACGGGCGGCCAGUUCGACGCGUUCCCGCCGAAGAGCUUCAUGGGGAACGCGAAGCUUUGCGGCCGGGCGAUCUCUGUGCCUUGUGGCAACAUGAACGGCGCGACGAGAGGCAAUGAUCCGAUCAAGCACGUCGGGAAGAGGGUCAUCAUCGCCAUCGUUCUUGGAGUUUGCUUUGGCCUCGUUGCUCUCGUCAUCUUCCUCGGAUGCGUUGUGAUCACCGUCAGAAAAUUGAUGUCCAAUGCAGCUGUCCGUGACGGCGGCAAAGGCGUGGACGUGUCCCUGUUCGACUCCAUGUCGGAGCUGUACGGCGACUGCUCCAAAGACACGAUCCUGUUCAUGUCGGAGGCCGCCGGUGAGACGGCGAAGAGCUUGACCUUCCUGGACAUCCUGAAGGCGACCAACAACUUCAGCCCGGAGAGAAUCAUCGGGUCGGGCGGCUAUGGCCUGGUGUUCCUGGCCGAGUUGGAGGAUGGCACCCGGCUCGCCGUGAAGAAGCUCAACGGCGACAUGUGCCUGGUGGAGCGGGAGUUCCAGGCGGAGGUGGAGGCGCUGUCCGCGACGCGCCACGAGAACCUUGUCCCUCUCCUGGGCUUCUACAUCCGCGGGCAGCUGCGGCUGCUGAUCUACCCGUACAUGGCGAACGGCAGCCUCCACGACUGGCUGCACGAGAGCCAUGCCGGCGAUGGCGCGCCGCAGCAGCUGGACUGGCGCGCCAGGCUCAGCAUCGCGCGCGGCGCCAGCCGCGGCGUGCUCUACAUCCACGACCAGUGCAAGCCACAGAUCGUGCACCGCGACAUCAAGUCGAGCAACAUCCUCCUCGACGAGGCCGGCGAGGCCCGCGUCGCCGACUUCGGGCUGGCGCGCCUCAUCCUCCCCGACCGGACGCACGUCACGACGGAGCUGGUCGGCACGCUGGGGUACAUCCCGCCGGAGUACGGCCAGGCGUGGGUGGCGACGCGGCGCGGCGACGUGUACAGCUUCGGCGUCGUGUUGCUGGAGCUACUGACGGGGAGACGGCCCUUCGAGGUUCUUCGGCACGGGCAGCAGCUGGAGCUCGUCCAGUGGGUGCUCCAGAUGAGGUCGCAGGGGAGGCACGGCGAGGUGCUCGACCAGCGGCUGAGGGGCAAUGGCGACGAGGCACAGAUGCUGUACGUGCUCGACCUCGCAUGCCUCUGCGUCGACUCGACGCCGUUGAGCCGGCCGGUGAUACAGGAUAUUGUCAGUUGGCUCGACAACGUCCAAUUCAUCGGCUGAUCAGACUAAAGCUCUGGAACGAUCCAAAUCAAUUGAGAUGGAAAGCAUGUGGAAAUAUAAUUUUUUAGUAAAUUCGAUGUACAAAUCUUUAAUGUACAGGAAUGUUAUGCCAAGAAAGUCAAUAAUAUGGAAGGUAAGAAUUCUGACUAAGAUUUAAGAUUUUCUUGUGGUAUAUUAAGAAAGGAGCGAUUCUAACAAAGGACAAUUUGGUCAAAAGAAGAUGGAAAUGAAGCACUAAGUGUUGCUUCUGCUAUGGCGAAGAAACAAUCUACCAUCUCUUCUUUGAGUGCCAGGUUGCUCGCUUGAUGUGGAAUGCCUUGUAUGUAAUGCUAGAUAUCCAAGAGCCAUCGUCUAUCACUAAUCUCUUGGGUGGUUGGCCGAGUGGCUUAGUAUUUAGGUUGAGAAACUGGCUUUUUUGAUAUCGGCGAUGUGUUGGACAAU